UGACGAAGAAACAGGGACUUAAUCCAAAAAGUGGAAGAAGAAGCAACAUAAAAGAAAAGACCAACGCACCCUUUCACACACUAAACUAAACUUUUCCAGUUUCAAAGAAAGAAGAGUGCUGACGCUUGAAGACAGUGAAGGAAAAAGCUAACAAAUUCGUUAAUUUCUAGAAACCUCUCAUCAAAAGAGUCUUUGAUCCGUGAGAACUUAAACUCAGACUCCUAAAAUAGUUUGAUCACUUUCGCAUUGACCUGUAACCUUUUCUCUCCGGUUACCAAAACCGUAAGUUGCUGAACAUGGACCCGCAAUCGCCGGUUCGGGCGGAACUGGAGCCUCCGGUUCCGACGUUCUCCCCACGGUUCGCGCUCACAUCCAGUUCGCAGCGGAAAAUCGCGAUCGCGGUCGAUCUGAGCGACGAGAGUGCCUACGCGGUACGCUGGGCGGUGCAGAACUACCUGCGACCGGGCGACGCCGUGAUCCUCCUGCACGUGCGUCCCACGAGCGUCCUCUACGGCGCGGACUGGGGCUCCGUGGAUCUGAGCGCGGCGGAGGACGGCGGCGACGAGGAGUCGCGGCGGAAGCUGGAGGACGACUUCGACAACUUCACGGCGACGAAGGCGAGCGACCUGGCGCAGCCGCUGGUGGAGGCGCAGAUACCGUUCAAGAUCUACAUUGUGAAGGACCACGACAUGAAGGAGAGGCUCUGCUUGGAGGUGGAGCGGCUCGGGCUCAGCGCCGUCAUCAUGGGGAGCCGCGGCUUCGGCGCGUCGAAGCGAGCCGCGAAGGGGAGGCUCGGGAGUGUUAGUGAUUACUGCGUGCACCAUUGCGUGUGUCCCGUUGUGGUUGUGCGCUACCCCGAGGAGAACGAUAACGGUAACGGUAACGGUACCGGUGCUGGUGGUCUUGUUGUGCAGGUUGGGGAACCGGUGGAGCUUCCGCCUGUGCCGGAGGAGGAGCAUGAGGUGUAUCAUGAUGCUUCCGAUGAGCACAGAGAUGCUUAAUGAAAGUAUAGAGCAAUGUCUAUUUCCCUACAAACUUCAGAAACUGCUCACAGCAGCAAGGCAUGUGUCAAAUGAAGAAGAAUGUGUUAGAAUUGAGAAGUAUCUUCGUUGAACAAACUAUACAUUGUAAAGUGGUCGUUUGGUUGGUUAGCAAUUGUAUGCUUUUGUACAAGUUUGUUUCUACAGUGUUUCAAUACCCAUUGACCAGGGUUGAAUGUGCUACCUUUCUACUUUGACGAUUGAUUUGGAGGCUCUUGAUCCACUUCAUGGUUGGAAAUCAAAUUAUAGAUUUAAGUAACAACGAAAGUCUUAUUUUACUGUCUUACUUCCCGUGAAUGCCUGGUACAAUUUGUUGUGCAUACUUCAUCUCACACUUAUUUCAACACAAUUAAUGUUGAAGGAAAGUUGGAUGAUGACGGAGAAUCACAAACAUUUUACCAUUUGUCUCGGAUGUCUUCAAAUAAAACAAUUUCCCCGUUUCUUUGCAUUGGUGUA
Glycine soja is the source of this 1496-nucleotide messenger RNA. RefSeq names its product universal stress protein PHOS34-like. Lineage: Eukaryota; Viridiplantae; Streptophyta; Magnoliopsida; Fabales; Fabaceae. The transcript has 3 exons. Bases 297 to 1001 code for a protein of 234 amino acids. The record is from RefSeq and is a predicted model, not a curated record.